CUCUUUCAUUUUUGUUUCUGUGUCUGCCUAAGCUUUUCCAAAUUCUCUGAAGCAGAACCGCCCCAGCUUGAAGAACCAGUACAUCGAAUCAACUCCACCUUCAGUUUCAGGUAAAAAUGGUUUCAUUAAGAGAAGUCACAGAGCAACGAGGUAACCAGGGCAGAGAAGGGGAAGAGGAAGGGGACCUGCCCGCCGGAUUCAAGUUCAAGGCUGCACUUCACCACGAAGUAGCAGAUUGUGCGCCCUCCAUAAGUGGGUAUAAAAGGCUGGAGGAGAUGGUGAGGGCGUACCACAUCCCCCAGACCAUACUGCUGCGGACGGGCGGGCAGAACGAAAGGGCCUGCACAAUGUCACCGACGGGCUGGAUACCAGUGUAUGCGGACCACUUCGAUGCCGGACUGCGGUUUCCUCUGCCCGGCUUGAUAUUCGAUCUGCUCGCAGAAUACGAGCUGGCGUUGACGCAACUAACGCCCAACAGCAUAAGGUUCAUUAUUGGCUUUAUGCUGUUGUGUGCGCGACUAGAGGUACCAGCCAAAGCGAUAGUGUUCAGAUCGCUAUUCCAGUGCCGGCUGUGUCCGAACUCACAAGGAGCGAGGUGGUACUACCUCUCUGGGAGGGACAAGAGCCAGCUCUUCAAAAAUGUGAGGAACAAGGUGGCGAGGUGGAAGAAGCAGUUUAUUUUUGUUCGUGACACGCGAACAGAAAGGAUAAGCAAUGACCUCGCUGCCCGGCUGUCUGAGUGGCGCACACCAAACGCCCACAUCAACUACCCCCAGCUACUGCCCCGGGAUGUCGAUCUGAAGAACCAACUGCUUAAGUAUGCGCAGGGGGAGGGUCUCAUAGAUUUGGAAGCCCUGGUUACCUCGGAGCAGCUCGCCCUGUUCGGGUUUAUCGAUGUGACAAACCUGUUCAGCGAAGGAGAAAUGAGCAGCAUCCUAGAGCGCCAACGACAACGUGCCCAAGCCUCGCGAGGUCGCGGGGGUAGCAGCGGGCAACCCAGGCAGACGCGAUUUGACGAGCGGCCACCCCCAGCGCCUCAGUCACCUCCGGGCGCGCGCAGACUUGCACGCGAGGAGACGGAGAGCGAAGAGGAUGAGGUUCCUCUUACUAGGCGCAUAAGGAGUGGGGAGACUCAGCCCGCACAGGCGGCUCGCCUUGUGACCGUGCGUUCUCCAAACGCACCGUCAGCGACCGUGCGGGCAGCAGCGGAGCCCGCCUAGGCGCCGUCUUCAUCCUCGGGCCCCAGGAUUGCUUAUCCUGAGGGUUUCAGCUAUACGCGGGCGCAGUGCCAGGUC
Rubroshorea leprosula is the source of this 1295-nucleotide messenger RNA. Lineage: Eukaryota; Viridiplantae; Streptophyta; Magnoliopsida; Malvales; Dipterocarpaceae. The record is from the annotation of a GenBank genome assembly.